Messenger RNA from Callorhinchus milii (elephant shark), 996 nucleotides. Its product is annotated as olfactory receptor 14A16-like. Gene Ontology annotation, biological process: G protein-coupled receptor signaling pathway. The record is from RefSeq and is a predicted model, not a curated record. Lineage: Eukaryota; Metazoa; Chordata; Chondrichthyes; Chimaeriformes; Callorhinchidae. Gene Ontology annotation, molecular function: G protein-coupled receptor activity. Bases 1 to 996 code for a protein of 331 amino acids. The transcript has a single exon. Gene Ontology annotation, cellular component: membrane.
AUGAACAGCUCCCACAGCAGCAUUCUGGACAUCGUCCAGAAAGAAAACACCACAUUGGUCUUGAAGAUCUUCCUGGUCAUCAUCACCUUAAGCCUGUCGGUGGCUACGGUGUUCAGCAGCGUGGUUCUCUGGACCAUAUUCAAGGUGAGAAUCCUUCGAGAGGAAACUCGGUACCUGUUGCUCUCCAACCUCCUCAUCAACGACUUGAUGUACAUUGUCCUGGUCCUGGUGCAAGCCUUGGUUCUGGUGACCGACAUGCCCGUCUCUUAUUUCUGGUGCGGCUGUAACAUUACCCUGGAGCUGGUCACCUUCUCCUGCGGCAUCUUGAGCCUAUCGGCCAUGACCGUGGACAAGUACAUGGGUAUCUGCUGGCCUCUGCAUUACAACUCCCUUUGCCUGCGGAAGCGGGCUGUGGUGGUGUGUGGCAUCCUGUGGGCCUUCGCCCUCCUGGACCCAGUGGUGAGCUUUGGGAUCCUGACGGCUUCCAACACCCAGAUCCUCUUUGACAUCAUCCCCUGGUGCUGCGCUGGGACCCUCUUCACCGAGCAGCUCAUCUCUCGUUCCUUUCUCUUCGUGCAGGAAGUGGUCCUGGGAGUCCUCCUCCUCAUGUGCUGCAUCCUCACCGUCUUCUGCUACGUCGGCAUCUACAAGGAGGUCAAGGUGACUUGGGAGCGGCGCUUUGUGAAGACCAAUGCCCAUAAGAUGUUCUGCCUCUACGUCUUCUGCCUGAUCCUUUACCUACUCCCAGCAGUGCUGCUCUUCAUUUCUGCCAACGGAUACCUCUUGCCUCACUUUUUCACUGAGCAGAAGGCCUUCAUUCUGGAGCUGGUGACGGUCAUGGUCAUCGCUGUGCUGCCCAGGUGCUUCUGCCCACUUGUCUAUGGAUUGAUGAUGAAGGAGAUCCAGCAGUACUUACCUGACCUCAAACCGCGCUGCAGAGCGAACAGAGUGAACCCCGAAGUCAAUGACGAGCACUCUGCUUUUUGGAAUUUAUAA